UUAUCUGCUUAAAAAACUUCAGUACGUGAAGCGAUGGAGCAAGAGAUGGCGGAGUAUCUUCCUUUAGAUCGAGGAUCUAAAAUGGAGGAUUCAGAGAAGCAAACUUCUUCACGUCCUUCUCUGAUUCCAAUUAAAAGUAGAAAAAAGGGUGGAUUAAUUACCAUGCCUUUUAUCAUAGCAAAUGAGGCACUGGAGAGUGUGGCGAGCUAUGGGCUUUUACCAAAUAUGACAUUUUAUUUGAUGAGAGAUUACAGGAUGGACGUUACUACAACUCAAAAUCUUCUGUUUUUCUGGUCAGCUGCUACUAAUUUUUUGCCUAUCGUUGGAGCUGUUGUUGCUGAUUCAUAUUUAGGUCGAUUCCUUACUAUUGGCCUUGGUUCCAUCUUCAGUUUCCUGGGAACAGUAGUGUUGUGGUUAACAGCAAUGAUUCCGAAAGCAAGGCCUCCACCUUGCAAUCAAUCAGGACAUGAGGCUUGUAAAGCUACAACGACAUCACAAUACUUGCUCUUAGUUUUAUCGUUUCUGCUCAUGUCAAUUGGUGCUGGAGGUAUAAGAUCCUCUUCAUUAGCCUUUGGUGCUAACCAGUUUGACAAGGGAGAU
Solanum stenotomum is the source of this 600-nucleotide messenger RNA. Its product is annotated as protein NRT1/ PTR FAMILY 1.1-like. Gene Ontology annotation, cellular component: plasma membrane. NCBI's taxonomy places the organism in Eukaryota, Viridiplantae, Streptophyta, Magnoliopsida, Solanales, Solanaceae. Gene Ontology annotation, molecular function: transmembrane transporter activity. Gene Ontology annotation, biological process: transmembrane transport; oligopeptide transport. The record is from RefSeq and is a predicted model, not a curated record. The annotation marks the transcript as partial. The transcript has 3 exons.